Molecule: messenger RNA, 1855 nt
Organism: Rhincodon typus (whale shark)
Lineage: Eukaryota; Metazoa; Chordata; Chondrichthyes; Orectolobiformes; Rhincodontidae
Gene: scgn
Product: secretagogin, EF-hand calcium binding protein
Exons: 11
Coding region: 174-995 (273 amino acids)
Biological process (GO): regulation of presynaptic cytosolic calcium ion concentration; regulation of long-term synaptic potentiation
Cellular component (GO): terminal bouton; dendrite; synapse
Molecular function (GO): calcium ion binding
Source: RefSeq, a predicted model, not a curated record
GAUGUUUGGCUCUUGGCUAUUGGCUCGUUGGGGAGUGUGAGCUUUGUAUUUCAGUGGACUUGCCUUUAUCCUGGGAGUGAGAAACGACUUUUGCCCAUUGUGGAUCUCUCCUGUUAACUGCAGCAGAGAAGCUUGCCAGCAAUUCUAAACUUUUUCCUUCACUCGGCAACGCCAUGGACAGCCCGGGCUUCGACAACCUGGAUGCCGUCGGUUUCCUUCAGAUUUGGCAACGCUUUGACGCUGAUGAUAAUGGCUACAUUGAAGGCAAAGAACUGGAUGAUUUUUUCCGUCACCUUAUGAAGAAACUUGGUACUGAAGACGACCUCAGUGCUGGAAAGGUCCAAAAAAUGAAAGAGCGAUUUAUGUCAGCUUAUGAUGUCACUGCUGAUGGAAGGCUGCAAAUCCAGGAGUUGGCAAAUAUGAUCCUGCCUGAAGAUGAAAACUUUCUUCUUCUGUUCCGACGUGAGACUCCAUUGGACAAUAGUGUGGAUUUCAUGCGGAUCUGGCGUAAAUAUGAUGAAGACAGCAGUGGAUAUAUUUCAGCCACUGAACUCCGAAACUUCCUGAGAGACCUAUUCCUUCAACACAAGAAAAUUAUUUCAGAUGACAAGCUGGAUGAGUAUACUGACACUAUGAUGAAAUUCUUCGAUAAAAAUAAAGAUGGCCGCCUGGACCUCAAUGACUUGGCAAGGAUUCUGUCACUGGAAGAAAAUUUCCUUCUGCAGUUCAAAAUGGAUGCCUGUCGCCUGGAGGACAGACGGAAAGAUUUUGAGAAGAUUUUUUCUCAUUAUGAUGUGAGUAAAACAGGUGCUCUGGAAGGUCCUGAAGUAGAUGGAUUUGUUAAGGAUAUGAUGGAGUUGGUGAAGCCAAGUAUUACUGGAGUUGACUUGGACAAGUUCCGUGAAAUUCUCUUGCGCCACUGUGAUGCAAACAAGGAUGGAAAAAUCCAGAAGUCAGAGCUUGCACUGUGUCUUGGACUGAAAUUAAACCAAUGAGAAAACCAUGCAGUGAAUUAUUCCACACUGUCACAGAAAUGUUGACAGCAAAGAUUACACUUAUACAAGCAGCAUUACCCAUGAUCAUAGAAGCACCAAUGUGCUACUAGCUUAAAAGGAGAAGUGGGUGUGAUAAAUUAAUUAUCCAAUGGGGCAAUUCAAAACUUGUAUUGAAAAAAAGUGUUAAUAGAUCAGGGGCUUUUGAAAUUGCAUGCGGAGAUUUGACUUUAGGCUCUAAUUUUGACACUGAUGUAAAUUGAAAGAUUACAGCUGACUAUAAUUGGAGUGUUGAUAUACAGAGAUCAAGCUCCAUCCAAACAUUUUCACAUCACAGAUGUAAGGCACUUUCUAUGCAUUUUGACAGAACAUUAAAUGAAUUCAGUUGGUACACUUGUGUAACAAACAAUAAAAGCAAAAGUGUGCACUCCCAAAAAUAAAUUUUGUGAAAUAUUAAGAAUAUUUUAAGAAAAGGUAAAGGACAUAUGCAUCAGACAGCAACAUCCAAUAGUGCCUCUCAGAACAUUAGUUAUCAUACAGUUACAAUAGCAAGUUGCACCCAGUAAUAAAUUAACUAAGAAACAUUUGACAUGCUGCCAGUGAAGUCUGCAGUUAUAUUCAGUGUCUCAGGGUACUGGUGGUAUCUGCUGAAUUUCUGCUCAUUUCAUUUGCAACUAAUCUGACUUUACCAGAACAAUUAACUGGAAUAUAAUGUACUGUUUUCACCAAAUAGUCAGGGUAAUGAUUAUCAUUUUGCAUUAAAAAUUGCUCUAUUUGUUUUAACUAUCCCAUCAUAUUACAUUAUUGCUGUGAAAUCUGUGGUAAUGGAGAACAAUAAAAGAUUAUAGUGAUUGUCAAAUGGG